ACCCAUUGUUGUGUUUUUUGUUCAAUUUUUUGUUUCUCUUUUUUUUUUUUGCUUUUUGUCAGUUAACACCCUCCCUCCCUACUCUUUUUUUUUUGUUUCUCUAUAAUUGGAAGUCAUGUUCUCUAGAAUUGCUUCUCAAACUGCUAGACGUUCCGUCAAACAGCUCUCCAUGCAGACUCGUUUUGCCUCCACCAAGCCUACUGUUGCUGCUAACUCCAAGCAAAUUACUGGUGUAACUGCUGGUAUUAUUGGCGCCACUGCUUUGACUUACAUGUAUGUUGAUGCCUCUGCCAAUAUGGCUGACGAGGGUCUUCACCCUCCCACCCAUCCUUGGCCUCAUACCGGUCCUCUCGACACUUUUGAUCACGCUUCUAUUCGUCGUGGUUACCAAGUUUACAGAGAAGUUUGUUCAGCCUGUCAUUCUCUUGACCGUAUUGCCUGGAGAAACUUGAUUGGUGUCUCUCACUCCGAGGACGAAGUCAAGGCUAUGGCUGAAGAAUUCGAAUAUCAAGAUGGACCUGAUGAGCAAGGUGAGAUGUUUAUGAGACCAGGCAAGACCGCCGAUUAUAUGCCCAAGGCCUAUCCUAAUGAUGAAGCUGCUCGUGCUGCUAACGGUGGUGCUCUUCCCCCAGAUCUUUCCUUGAUCUGUAAGGCUCGUCAUGGCGGUGAGGAUUACGUUUUUGCUCUUCUUACAGGUUAUGUUGAUGCUCCCGGAGGUGUUGAAGUUCGUGAAGGUUUGAACUAUAACCCUUACUUCCCUGGUGGUGCCAUUGCUAUGGCCCGUACUCUCUUUGACGGUGUCGUUGAAUAUGAGGAUGGUACUCCCGCUACCACUUCUCAAAUGGCAAAGGAUGUCUCUACUUUCCUUGCCUGGACUUCCGAGCCUGAGCAUGAUGACCGUAAGAAGAUGGGUAUGAAGGCCACUGUUAUUUUAGUUGGUUUGACUAUUUUGUCCAUCUACAUGAAGAGAUUCAAGUGGGCUCCUAUUAAGACUAGAAAGAUCGUUUACAACCCUCCCAAGUAGAUUUAGUAAGAAAUACAAAAAGAAUAUUUAUACAUAAAAACGAACAAAAUUGCUGCAUGAUUUAUUUUGCAGUAAUUAUUAUUAUUGUUAUUGAAAGAUUUACCAAGUUAGACUUCUUUUUCCAAAUGGAUCCUAUAAAAAAAAAGUGUUAAGCACUUUGUCC
Mucor mucedo is the source of this 1187-nucleotide messenger RNA. Its product is annotated as cytochrome C1 family-domain-containing protein. The coding region runs from base 116 to 1024 and encodes 302 amino acids. The transcript is spliced from 7 exons. Gene Ontology annotation, biological process: mitochondrial electron transport, ubiquinol to cytochrome c. Lineage: Eukaryota; Fungi; Mucoromycota; Mucoromycetes; Mucorales; Mucoraceae. The record is from RefSeq and is a predicted model, not a curated record. Gene Ontology annotation, molecular function: electron transfer activity; heme binding.